This is a messenger RNA of Diorhabda carinulata, 1020 nucleotides long. RefSeq names its product breast cancer metastasis-suppressor 1-like protein (gene Brms1). Gene Ontology annotation, cellular component: Sin3-type complex. The transcript is spliced from 3 exons. Bases 1 to 699 code for a protein of 232 amino acids. Gene Ontology annotation, biological process: negative regulation of transcription by RNA polymerase II. Lineage: Eukaryota; Metazoa; Arthropoda; Insecta; Coleoptera; Chrysomelidae. Gene Ontology annotation, molecular function: histone deacetylase binding. The record is from RefSeq and is a predicted model, not a curated record.
AUGCCUCCAAUAAAUACUCCAAAUUCUGUUACUGGAGACGUGAGUGAUAAUGAUAUGUCUGGAAAUGAUUCGGACCAUUCAAAUACAAGUCAUGAAAACGACGCAAUUCACGAAUCAACAGAAGAUGAACCUGACUCUGAUGAUAGUUCUGAAAUGGAUGAAACGGAAUGUGAAACAAGACGAAAUACACUGUUACAACAUGUUCAGGAUUUAGAAAACCAAUUCAAUCAUCUCAGAGAGCAGUUGUAUAGAGAACGGUUAACACAAGUUGAGUGCCAAUUAUCUGAAGUUAAAUCUGGCAAAUCCCACGAUUAUUUAAUCUCGUUACAGGAACUUCAGGAAAAUAUGAGAAUACGAACCGAAGUGGCAGGAAUUGUGAAACAAUUAAAGCUUCAAAACAUUGAUAAUCAAUAUGAAGCUGAAGAACAAGCGGCACUUCAAAAUUUUGAGAGCGAAAAAACUUUGGCCUGUGAUUAUUAUUACAGUGAAUUAAUGGAGACAAUAAGACGAUUAGAAGAAGAUAGACACAAUAGUGAAAUAAGUUGGGGUGAAGGAGGAGAGUGGGGUUCUAGGUCACGAUCAAGAUCUAGAAGAAAAGCUGUUACUGUUUCUGGACCUUAUAUUGUAUAUAUGCUAAAACCUCAAGAUAUUUUAGAAGACUGGACUAUUAUAAGAAAAGCCCUCAAGAGAACCUCCUGACAUUUGGAUUUCAAAUUGUCUAAUUUUUUCAAGACAAAUAACUUAAAUUUGGAUUAAUUGGUCUUCAUAAUGCAUAAUUAUAUUAGUUUUUGGUUUCGUACAGUACCUAAACUAAGUAAUGAAGAUUAUUUUUAUUGUGAGAGAAUAUGUUCAUGAUGAUAACUUCUCGUAAAUCUAUAAAAAUUCAAUUAAAAUUUUUAUCAAGCAAAUAAUGCUAUUGUAUAAAUAAUUCUUUAUGAUAAUUAUUGUAUAAAAUGUGAUUUUACGACUUUAUUGUAUAAAUGCUAUUUUAUGAUUUCAAUUAAAUCACUUUUGUGUUAA